CUCACUUUUGAUUAUCUCCAAACAUGAAACUUUCUCUCACUCUCUGCACCCUUCUUGCUCUCCUUCUGGCCACCGGAACACACGUUUCCGGCCAGAACUGCGGCUGUGCUCCCAACCUCUGCUGCAGCCAGUUCGGCUACUGUGGCUCCGGCGACGCCUAUUGUGGCAAUGGCUGCCGUUCGGGGCCAUGUUUCGGUGGUUCACCGGGUGGAAGCAACGGAGUCGUAGUAAGUAACGUAGUGACGGAUAAUUUCUUCAACGGGAUCGCUAAUCAGGCCCCGGCUGGUUGCGCCGGGAAGGGCUUCUACACACGCGCCGCCUUCCUCCAGGCGAUUAGGUCGUAUCCUCAGUUCGGCACCACCGGCUCCGUUGAGAAUGCUAAGCGGGAGAUCGCGGCGUUCUUUGCUCAUGUGACGCAUGAGACCGGACACUUUUGCUACACACGAGAGAUAAACGGCCAAUCCAGAAACUAUUGCGACAGCAACAACAGACAGUGGCCUUGCACACCGGGCCAGGGCUAUUACGGCCGAGGCCCGAUUCAAAUCUCAUGGAACUACAACUACGGGCCAGCUGGCCGAGCCAUAGGGUUUGAUGGACUGAACAACCCUGAUAUCGUGGCUAGAGACCCUAUUAUCUCAUUUAAGACCGCGUUGUGGUUCUGGAUGAACAAUGUGCACUCGCUUAUCAUAUCCGGGCAGGGCUUCGGGGCGAGUAUCCGAGCCAUCAACGGCAAUCUUGAGUGCAACGGCGCGAAUCCGGCUACCGUGACCGCUAGGGUUAAUUACUACACGCGUUACUGCAGCCAAAUCGGGGUUAGUCCUGGCCCUAAUCUCCGUUGCUAGGAGAGGAGAGACCAUUGGAAUAAAUCAAGUUUGAUGAAUAAGAGAAUGUAAUAAAACUACGUGAGAAUAAAUAAAUGUUUGUGUACUAUUAAUAAAAUUAUGAAAUAAUAUGUCCUGGUUGACCUAUGAAA
Molecule: messenger RNA, 973 nt
Organism: Salvia hispanica
Lineage: Eukaryota; Viridiplantae; Streptophyta; Magnoliopsida; Lamiales; Lamiaceae
Product: chitinase 5-like
Biological process (GO): cell wall macromolecule catabolic process; carbohydrate metabolic process; chitin catabolic process
Molecular function (GO): chitin binding; chitinase activity
Source: RefSeq, a predicted model, not a curated record